Cylas formicarius (sweet potato weevil) is the source of this 1442-nucleotide messenger RNA. Its product is annotated as protein yellow-like. The record is from RefSeq and is a predicted model, not a curated record. Gene Ontology annotation, cellular component: extracellular region. NCBI's taxonomy places the organism in Eukaryota, Metazoa, Arthropoda, Insecta, Coleoptera, Brentidae. The coding region runs from base 147 to 1349 and encodes 400 amino acids. The transcript has a single exon.
AAGUAUACCAAGCGUAUCCCUGACCUUAUUUUUAACGCGCCGCAAAUUAACUCGAUAUCGAUUUAUUUUUUGUCCACCCAUUCACUUGUUCACGAUACUUUCGCCAUCUCGGCGGGACGAGGAGGGGAACAGUCUCAGUGUCUGCCAUGCGAGUCGCAACUCGUUUAUUUUUAUCCGUCGCCAUAUUAAGCGCGUGUUUCGCCACCAAACGCUGCCCCCGCGCUGAAAAAUUCAACGUGAUCCUCCAAUGGACGCACCUAAACUACACCUGGAGAUCUCCCGAAGAGUACGAAAUGGCCGUCAGCACCGGGAGGUACGUUCCUUUGAACAACGCUCCUACCGGAAUCAAGAUUUACAAGAACACCUUGUUCAUCUCGGUUCCGAGGUUCCGACCUGGUGUACCGGCCACCCUGGCUUCGGUGGAGGCCAAAUCCCUCAAUCCCUUGCUUGUACCAUUUCCCAGCUGGGAGAUGAGCGAUGAGUCCAAGUGCACCAACCUUCAGAGCGUCCAAAGCAUGGAGAUCGAUUCCAAAGGGACUAUGUGGGUAUUGGACGGAGCCAGGAUCAACGGCUACUCCAAAUGCCCCGCCAAGCUUCUACUUUUCGACCUCACAGAUGGAGCCGGUCUCUUAAGGACAUAUACUUUCUCCAACGAAAUAUCGCUCCAAGACGGUGGAUUCUUGAACGAUUUGGUGAUCGAUGAAACCGAUGGUGAAUUUGCUUACGCUACAGAUAAUUCGCAAAUCGAUCCUGGCCUGAUAGUAUACUCGAGGUCGAGGAACAAAGCGUGGAAACUUAGAGACGCCUCGAUGUAUCCUCAAGAGGGUGCUAGUAGAUUCGAGGUUAAUGGGAAAAUUUUGGACAGUUUCCUUCCCUUGGAUGGUAUCGCGCUGUCUCCAAAAUCGGAAAGAGGCUCGAGAAGGGUGUACUACUGCGCUAUGGGGGCGUUAAACUUGUACUCCAUCCCCACCAAGGUGCUGAAAGAUUCUAAAUUGAUCGAAUCUGGAAACUGGAGACGCCACAUCGUCAAAGUGGGCCAGAAAUUGGCUCAAAGCGACGGGCUGGUGAUCGACAACGAAGGAAGCAUGUUCUACACGCUUUUGCCAUACAACGGGGUUGCCAGAUGGAGCACCAACUCUUCCUUAUGGAGUUCUGAGAUAAUCGACCAAAACAAAGAGACUAUGGUGUGGCCCGAUGGGUUUGCCUUUGACGAGAGCGGAUAUAUUUAUUUAAUUACUAAUUAUAUUUAUAACUUUAUCGACCCCUUGGCAGAGGUGGAGAAAGACGGUCGGAUUCUGUUUAGAGUGCACAGAUACCGCACAGGAACCAAAAGUUAUUUAUUUACUUAGUUUGGAAUAGCAUUGUUAUGUUGAAUGUAGACACCUCUAGCUAGUAAAAUAAAUAUUGCUUGUCAUGAUAUUUUUUUUUGACGUUCACCCUUU